AUCGCGGAGACUUUGUCGUACGACCUAGCUGCCAAUGCGGCGCCUAGCAGUUCAUUCAAAUAAUUCUGAAAUCCAAUUAAAAAAAUUAAAAAAAAGAUACACGUUUUCAAGUCUUGUUUAUUGUCCACAAACUUCAUCAGCUGGGACUCGUUGAAGCUCGCCGGUGGACACUGGUUGGCUGGUCCACAUAAAGUCACGUUGCGUUGAGCCGCACUGACACACCUGCGGCACCUGCGGCGAAUCAACAUGGACAGCUGCAGAAAGAAGUUGAAGUUCAAGUGGCGACGGACUGCAGUCACCUCACCCACACAUCUUCAGACGAGAGAUGCUGGCUCAUACACGCCCUCACCCUUGAAUAUGUCGCCAGAUAAAGAUUCAAAAACUUUGCCCCUCUGUGACUCUCCGGGACCGGAGGGCCUCGGAGAACUUAGUCUGGAUACUCCCAAGAGAAAAGCAGAGGUCCUUGGUAAAAGCAUUCCCUCUGCACGCAAAAUUAAGCUGAGGAAGCGUUCCAGAAAAAAUAAUGAGACAUUCACAGCUAAGGAAAAACCAAUGGACAACUCAUCCACGCAGCUGGAAUCCACAGAGAGCCAGCAAGUGUCACCACUUCCAUCUCACUCUUUCAUCUUCAAAAAGAAAGCGAGGACACCCGAGGAGGGAUCCAAGGCUAUCUACAGGAUGGCAGUGAUUGCUGCUCUUGACAGUACAAAUCCAAGACGCAGCACUUCUGACAUCCCCGCGACUGAUGCUGGCAGCCUGUCUUUGCUCCUUGUACCUUCACCUGUGAAGACUGAAGUGCGCAGUCCAGUGUCAGCUGACAGAACUGUCAUAAAUAUGAACAGCUCUCUCCAGGAAGAUCGGUGGUCCCCCCCCUGGGUGUGUGAGGACACAGAAGCCCAAGGUGACAGCGUGGAUCCAAAAACCGAUGAACGGACUGUUGUGAUCGAAGACGAAGAUUCACCCAAGAGUUAUGGUGCUCAGGACUCUUCCUUUGUAAAGAGAACCUGUCAAGAUACAGAAAAUGAGACAGAAUCUGAAGACUGUGACUUGUCCCUCCCGGCUCUGGAGUAUAUCCCAGAAUCUUUGCCUUGUUUCAUGACUCCACAGAACGGCUCCGCUCACGACCUACACCACCAGAGUCCUUCAGAGAAUUCCUCCCACUCCUUUUUGUCCUCUAUGGAAACCAUUGCAGCUGAGGACAUGGAGACGCCUUUCCCACGGCCACAGAGGACAGUAUUUGUGUCCUUCAAGCAGCCACAAUCACCAAACACUGGCCCUUCAAAGGCAACCAGAGAUGAAAUGAAGAACUUCUGUUCCUCUGACGUAAAGGUCUGUUUGUCUGAUCCUUUUGCUCUACCACGAAGUUUAAAUAGAGGAGUAUCAAACCCUUUCUGGAGCUCAACAACCACACGCAGGCGGUCAGAUGUAGGCUCUAACGUCCAUUACCCCCCCUACUCUUUUACUCAUGGUGGCACUCCUAAGAGAAGGUUUUCCCAGGGGGCAGAACCUACGUGCACUGGUUACCCCUACCUGGACAGUCAGCUUGGUUUCAUAGACACACACUGCCAUGUAGAUAUGCUCUAUGCAAAGCUUGGCUUCCGCGGAACAUUCAGCAGUUUUCGAAGGCUGUACCAGAGCAGCUUUCCUUCAGAGUUUCGAGGCUGUAUUGCCGACUUCUGCAACCCAGGGAUCAUGGUGAAAGAGGCCCUGUGGGAAGGCUUGCUUAGUGAAGACAUGGUAUGGGGGGCAUUUGGGUGCCACCCCCACUUUGCCAAAGACUACUCAAGUGUCCAUGAACGCAACAUACUGAUGGCCAUGCGACAUCCAAAAGCUGUUGCAUUUGGUGAGAUGGGGCUGGACUACUCGCACAAAAACUCCACUAAGGCCUCAACGCAAAAAGAGGUGUUUGAGCGUCAGCUGCGUUUGGCUGUGGCCAUGCAGAAGCCUCUGGUGAUCCACUGCAGGGACGCAGAUGACGACCUACUGGCCACCAUGAAGAAAUGUGUUCCCCGGGACCACAAAAUUCACAGACACUGCUUUACAAACAGUUAUCCAGUGAUUGAGCCCUUCCUGGCUGAGUUCCCCAACUUGUACGUGGGCUUCACAGCCUUGAUCACGUACUCCAGAGCCACCGAGGCCCGAGAUGCUGUCCGACAGAUCCCUCUUAACCGCAUCGUGUUGGAGACGGACGCACCUUACUUCCUGCCAAGACAGGUGAAUAAAGAUGUCUGCCGGUUUUCCCAUCCUGGAAUGGGCAUCCAUACUCUGCAGGAGCUGAGUCUGUUGAAGGGAGAGGACAUGGCCACGGUCCUUGCCACAGUCCGAAACAACACCACUCAACUCUACGGAAUCUGAUCUUCAGAGAUGACGCAGAAGAAAGAGAUCUGCGUCUGUGCAGCCGGUUUGUGACACAUACACAUUUGUGGCUUUUUGUUCUGGAUUUAUCAAUCCUCCAUGUUGAGAUGUCACAAAGCAUCUUUGACAAAAUAAAAGGCAAAAAAAUUAAUAAUAAACUGACUGAAAAUGUCCUACAGAGAGGCUGUACAUUAUUGUUUACCUGAUUUAUAUUUUGCCAUUGUUCGUCACAGAAAUCAAUUACCCAGAAGUUUUCAGUUGCGUUGUUGUUGCCUUUCCUUGAUAAAUGUGUUCUGGAUGUUUGCCUUAUCUGCCCAAUGUGUAUUCUCGUCUGAUUUCUUACAGUGCAGACCUAUUAAAGGCCUUUAAUCCUG
Scophthalmus maximus (turbot) is the source of this 2729-nucleotide messenger RNA. RefSeq names its product TatD DNase domain containing 2 (gene tatdn2). Gene Ontology annotation, molecular function: hydrolase activity, acting on ester bonds. The transcript is spliced from 7 exons. Lineage: Eukaryota; Metazoa; Chordata; Actinopteri; Pleuronectiformes; Scophthalmidae. The record is from RefSeq and is a predicted model, not a curated record. Bases 247 to 2355 code for a protein of 702 amino acids.